UUCCCGCGGCUUGGUUCAGCCAUUGGCGGGCGGUUUGAAUGACGGAAGUGACGAGAGCGUGGCGAUGGCCGCCCCGCAGGCGCCCAAACGGCUCUUGGGACGCUGAGCGUCGGGCACUGCGAGGGUCGCGGGGAGCUGCCUCCUGUGGACUUCGGACUUCGCGCUCCUGGGGCUCAGAUCCAUUUUAUUUAAAGUACACAGAAAUGAAAAGAAAGAUAGUGAAUGCUGGCAAGCUAAGAUUGAGUCCUAACGAGGAAGCCUGCAUUUUGAAGGAAGAUUAUGAAAGAAGACGAAAACUAAGAUUGCUACAGGUUCGAGAACAAGAAAGAGACAUUGCUUUGCAAAUAAGAGAAGACAUAAAACAGAGAAGAAAUCAACAAUUUACUCGUUUGGCAGACAAGCUAAGGGCAGAAUGGGAAAACUCACACACUCAGAAAAUACAAAAGUUGGAAAAACUGUACUUGGGAAGUUUAAGAAAUAUGGGAGAAGGACAUCGACAAGCCAAAGAAAAUGAACCUGAUUUGGAUGCUCUGGCACUGCGGGCAGCAGAAAGGAAAAGAAAAGCAGAAGUGAGACAUAAGGAAGCCCUGAAAGUACAAAAUCAAAAGGAAAUAUUAAUGAAACAGAAAACCUGGCAUAUACAAGCUCGAAAGGAAGCACUGCUUGUGGAAAAAGAGAGAUCUGCAAUAACAAGUCUGCCGCUGCCUCUUCCAGCUCCUUUUGAGAACAUUGAAGUGAAAAGAAUUUCUUCAGUGAAAACCAAUAGCUCUACUUACCAUCAUAUUUCUACUUUUGUGAACAGACAGAUGGACACAAAGCAGCCAGAUGCUCAUUUGGCUGCUGAAGAAGAAGCUAAACGAUUAGAAGAACUACAAAAACAGGCAGCACGGGAGAGAAUGGAGCAGUUUGAAAAGGCACAUGAACGGGGUUUCCAAGCAAUGAAAAAGAUCCAUUUGGCCCACAAUCAAGAGAAGCUAAUGAAAGAACUCAAACAGCUGCAACAAGAGGACCUGGCACGUAAAAGACAGACUGUAGCACAAAUGCCACCACAGCUAGUUGAACUUCCAUACAAACGAAGUGAAAUAAAAGAUGACUGGCAGAGAGAGCUGGAAUUUGCCUUUGAAGAUAUGUACAAUGCAGACAGAAAGGUGAAAGGAAAUCUGAUUUUGCACCUUGAACCAGAGCCUUUGCCCACUGUGACUGACCAGAUCCAAGAUGAAGACCUGGACCUUUCAAUGGAACAAGAAAAUAAAGACCCCUUGGCUAUGAACACUCAGCAUAUCACUUCAAAAAUUCUUUUUAAAAAAUUAUUAAAUAAGAUUCGAAGCCAAAAAUCUCUCUGGACUAUUAAAUCCAUGUCUGAAGAUGAAGGUGAAAUGACAACUGUUAGUGAGACUGGAAGUAAAGCAGCAGGAGCAGUUGGCAGCAAGGAAAGAACAUUAUCUUCUGAGCAACAAGUUGUUGAAAGUGAUACAUUGACAAUUGAGUCUGGACCACUUUCUAGUGAAGAUAAACCACUUUCAUGUCAAACAGACUUUGGAAAAGAACAAGAAGUAAAUGAGACUCCACCUGGCAUGACUGUCGCUCAGAGCUCAGUUCUACUUCAUCCUCAAGAAGAAGCAGUCAGAGUUAGAACAUCAGCAAGGCAGAAACAGAUAAUGGAAAUAGAAGAGCAAAAGCAAAAGCAGUUAGAAUUACUGGAACAAAUUGAACAACAGAAGUUAAGAUUAGAAACUGAUUGCUUCAGGGCUCAGCUGGAAGAAGAAAAAAGAAAAAAUAUUCAACAGACUAAGGUUGGCACUGCUCUGGCAUCAUGCACUGUUAUUUCUGAUGAAGAUGGACAUAGGCAGAUGAUUCGUAACUAUCAACAACAGCUUUUACAACAAAACAGGUUACACAAGCAAUCUGUUGAAACUGCCAGGAAACGAUUACUAGAGUAUCAAACUAUAUUAAAAGGAAGGUAUCCAUCCAUGUCAGCCACAUCUUUGAUAUCUGAUUCUGUUAUAUCAAUACUACCACAGAAAUCUGAAAAACGUACUGCUAUAUCAGAGCAUUGGAAUCAAAGUCAGAGACUCAAGUUAAGUCUUAACAUGCAACCCAUACAGAUCUGUAAAUUAGAACAAGAUCAUAUUCAGGUACCAGGACAAAAUCACUUUCCACAAAGACAGAUAAAAACAACAGAAAUAGUAAGAACUUCAGAUGUUUUAGCCAACAUAGAAUCACAGGAAUAUCUAAGGCAGUUCUCUAAGACUGAAACACAACAGAGAGACUAUAAAUUGGUCCCUAAAGAUUCUCAUAAGCUUUCAGGGGCUUUGUCAUAUGAUCAGCCACAGGUAUUACAGGGUGCUAGAGAAAUACCUGAAACACUUAGGGUACCAACUUUUCAAGCUUUAGAAUCUCAACAAAUAUUAUCAGAUGACAGUGAAAAUAUAUCCUCUAAGCACACUGAACCAUCUUCAUUCCUACCACUGGCAUCUGAACAUUCUUUUACUUUUCUCCCUGUUAAAGUUGAGUCUGGAAAAACUCAGGAACCCCUUUCAAUCAUAAACAAAAGUACAGUUUCCAUAGGCCAUUCUGCAAUCAGCCAGAUACAUGAUCAUCCUUUGACAUCCUCAGAGACUAUCGCAGCCCAGCAAGGUCAUUUGAAGGCCCUUCAAGAACAGUUAGAACUACAGAAGAGUAUUCUUCAGGCAAGACAGGAGCAGCUGCUUUUGUAUAAACAAAAAGAACUGGAAGAACACACUGGUCUCUCUGCACUCCACCCCGUGGUGACUGUAGAUUCACAUGCUUCACUGAGUUCUGCCAAAGCUGAACCUGGGAGAUUCCAGGAUUCUUCUCCAGCCAACAGAGCUUCUGUGCUCCCCUCGGGCAAGUCAGCCUACAGUUGAAACUGGUUUAAGA
Messenger RNA from Castor canadensis (American beaver), 2901 nucleotides. NCBI's taxonomy places the organism in Eukaryota, Metazoa, Chordata, Mammalia, Rodentia, Castoridae. The record is from RefSeq and is a predicted model, not a curated record.